AUGGUCCGAGACGAGUACAAACGACGCUCCCGAAGCGAGACCCGCGGGUGCUGCGCGUCCCUCGGGUUCCUCCUGUUCGAGAUCGUCGCCCUCGUCGCCGCGCUCGUGGCGAUAGGAAGCGCGUACUGGCUCGAUCCCGAGACGACCGCCGCGGGCGCGGUCCUCCCGCGCGUCUCGCACGCCGGGCUGUGGGAAGUCUGCGCGCGCGCGAACCCGGAACCGAACGCGCCGCGCGCCGCGCAGAAGCGGCGGGACGCGGACGCGCCGACGUUCGUUCGCGCGCAGAGCGCUCCGCUCGACGACGACGUCGUCGUCCCCCCGCCGGAGGCGAUCGACGCCGACGCCGACGCUGACGCCGACGCCGACGCCGCGACGCCGCCGACGCCCGACGCCGCGCGACGCCGCCGACGCGCGCUCCGGCAGGUCGACGGCGUCGACGAGGCCGUGAACAAGAGCCAGGACGUCAGAGGCGACAUCGAAGACUUCUUCUUCCGCGGCGACGCCGAGUCCUCCGCCGGGUGCGUCGACGACGUGAGCUUAUUGUACGACGACAUCUACGGCGAGAGCUACGACGGCCUGCUUCAAGCGACGCGCGGUUUAACCCUCGCCUUCGCCGCGCUGUCCGCGCUGAAGAUUAUCGCCGUCGUCCUGUGCUUUUGCUGCGGCGGCGCGAGCGGGUUGGGGUGGAUGACACUCCUUCAAGUGCUCGCCGGCUGGGCGGGGUGGCUGACGUUUUUGGCGAUCAUCCUUCUAGUCGCGGGGCGCGAGAACGCGCACGAAGCCGCCGCGGCGUCCGGGCCGUAUCGCGUCGACGUGAACGCCGCGAGCGACCCGGCGUCGUACUGGGGGCACGCGUUUUGGCUGUUCUUCGCGUCCACGUUCGUUCCGAUUAUCGGCUCGAUUUUUACGUGCUGA
Micromonas pusilla CCMP1545 is the source of this 915-nucleotide messenger RNA. RefSeq lists its product as uncharacterized. The record is from RefSeq and is a predicted model, not a curated record. NCBI's taxonomy places the organism in Eukaryota, Viridiplantae, Chlorophyta, Mamiellophyceae, Mamiellales, Mamiellaceae. The transcript is spliced from 2 exons. The coding region runs from base 1 to 915 and encodes 304 amino acids.